Messenger RNA from Ylistrum balloti, 1715 nucleotides. RefSeq lists its product as uncharacterized. The record is from RefSeq and is a predicted model, not a curated record. NCBI's taxonomy places the organism in Eukaryota, Metazoa, Mollusca, Bivalvia, Pectinida, Pectinidae. Bases 3 to 1118 code for a protein of 371 amino acids. The transcript has 8 exons.
GGAUGGGAGUACAGUGGCUAUUUCACGUUUGGCUCACGGUUACUGGUUUUCUGAUAUAUGGCGUGGAAAGCCAGCCUUCUCCUCAAGAGUCUCUGCGUCAGUGUGCCCCAUGGACAAGGCUGUCCAAAGGCAUCAACCAGUAUCAGGGCAGACAGGGGAAGGGUGUGAACAUAGCCUGUAAGGAUCACAGUCAUGACAAGUGUGAACAGCUGGACUGUGGAGGCAGAUAUAUCUUAGAUUUUGUCAGUAUCGAGUUUAAUGUGUGUCUGGGGUUGAUUUUCCAUCACUGUAACAACCCUCCCGCCAUGGAAUUCAGCUUACAGCUGCCUACCCUUAACAGCAGCAUUCAUCAGAUGGUAGUCCACAACGACAGCAUCCCAGUACCAGGUCUGAGUAAGAAAGUUGGAAAUAACACAGCUGAAGUUGAGCUAUAUGUGGAACUGCGGAGAAAGAAUGCUACAAGCUUCGCCUUCAGGAUAUCAGGACGUGUUCGCCUAACAUCAACUCUAUUUGGCCGUGUGAUUACUGACUGGCCAGAGAAUUUACAGAGAGACAUCAUAACCAUUGAUGACCUCCCUGUGACUAGAUGUACCACCACAACCAACUCCACGCUAUCUCCACUAAAAGUGUGUAAUGUCGAUGAGUUCAUUGGCACUAGUGUAUCAACUGCGAAGCCCGUUUCAACAACCACAACACCCAUUAAAAUCACCUCAGCAACAUACAAUAAGUCCUGUGAGUUUGGGUCAUUGGGAAAACCACAGUGUAGCCAAGGUGAGGCCUGCUUUAGCAGUCGAUGUCUGUGUGCAUAUGACUACCAGUUGUCCUCUCAUGGCAUCUGCCAGUUUGUUGGAAAGAAGACUAUCGGGCCUAUAUUAAAAAUCCCCCUUGAUACAUCAAAUCCAACCAAACCAGCAAUUCCUCAGCCUGCCAGUCAGCACCAGCCUACUUCCACCCCUGGGAUGAACAAAACUGCCAUGAUAAUUGGAGGUUCAGUUGGUGGUCUCGUCCUCGUAGCAGCAAUCAUCAUUGCUGUUGUGGUGAUAAUCCGUAAGCGAGGAGCACGUUAUCAAGGACGCGAGCUCCUCCUGACUGAGGAGGACACUGAUGUAGCAAUAUGACAUGGAUGUAACUUGACAGGGCAUGGAAAUCUUUACAUCAAUUCACCUAUCACCCGUGUUCAUGAAUACAAACCAUAAGUUUUCAAAAUCAUUUACAAGUGAAAUCCUAAAUGUUUAUUUUUCAUUCACCAUCAAAUUUACGGUAACAUGGUUAUUUUCCAGAAGGUCUAUGUUUCACUCUUUUCUAAUAUGGAAUCAUUUUGUGAAAAUUAGAUGCAUUGAACAUAAAAUUAGAUUUCAAGACUUCAAUGAAAAAAAUUGUUAGAACAACAAAAACUCUGUACGUCUCUGUGUGAGGAGAAAACUUCCUGUCUUUGUGCAGUAUUUUGAUUCAUUGUAGUGAGGAAAACUUAUGAUUUAAAUAAGAGUAAUUAAUUGGUGACUGGUUAGAAGUGAUGUACACCAGGGACAUCGAGGCGACUGGUGUAAUGCUGAAUGUUUACAGAGCUCUGAGAUAUUAUCUCCCUUUAUUUAUGCUGUACAUAUUGAAAUCUUAAGUAGCUAUUUCUACUACUAAAUCUGUAACUGAUAUGUGAAUCUACUGUUGAUCUGAAAUUCUUUACAGAUUGAUCUGAAAUUCUUUACAGAUUGAUCUGA